GUGCUGUAUUGUAUUGUAUUUGCAUUCUGCUAAGGUACCGUUUGGCGUGACACAAUGUUUUUAUUUUGAGGUCAUUACAUUGCAUUGCACACGAUCCGAGCCGAUGCGCGGCCGAGCGACAUACGAACGUCACCCGAAACGGAGACAAGGGCGAUGUUGAAUAUCCUAGAAUUAGACAGCUGUCGUUUCAUUUUCAGCUGAUUUUUGUGUACGCUUCGAAGUGCAAUACUAACCCGUGCGACUCGUGCAAUUGUUAAGCUCGACGUUGCGUCAGUGGAAUUCGGUCGAGACAAAGAGUUUCUAUCGUGGGAACAAUCGAGAAACGCACAGGUGUGAACAAAGGGAGAUGCUGCAUUGAGCCCGUUCGGAGCUGUGGUGGGGUGCAGGGGCAGCGGGCGUGACGUCACGCCGCGACUUGGCCGAUGCGGCGGGGAUCGUGACCGGAGGCGCGCGUGCUCGCCGCGCAGCGGAGCGGGGCAGCCUGGCCUCCAGUGACUCCGGCGACGAGGGCCCCCGGCCGCCGCGCAAGCGGACCCGCAGGCUGUCGCCGCCCCGCGCCAUGCACCAGCCGUGCGCCAACGGCGCGCACCUCAACGGCGACGCAACGCGCAAUGGCGAUCCGCCGCCCGCGCGCCCGAUGGGCCAGACUGACCAGGAGAUCGUGCGCCUCAUCGGGCAGCACUUGCUCUCCGUUGGACUAGAGCGCAGCGCAUCGCUGCUGAUGGAGGAGUCGGGGCUACACCUGGAGCACCCGGCCGCCGCCACGUUCCGCCAGCACGUGCUGGCCGGCGACUGGGGCAAGGCGGACCACGACCUGCGCGCAUUGCACGACCUGCUGCGCGACUCGCCGCACGUCGACCCGCACAACCUGGCCGAGAUGAAGUUCGUGGUCCUGGAGCAGAAGUACCUGGAGCACCUGGAGGCGGGGCGCGUGCUGGACGCGCUUCACGUGCUGCGCAACGAGCUCACGCCGCUGCAGCACGACACGCCGCGCGUGCACCGCCUGUCCGCGCUCAUGAUGUGCGCCGACGCGGCCGAGCUGCGAGCGCGCGCGCACUGGCCGGGCGGCGCGCCCGCGCGCGCGGCCGUGCUGGCGCGCGUGCAGGCCGUGCUGCCGCCCGCGCUGAUGAUGGCGCCGGGGCGGCUGCGCGCGCUGCUGGCGCAGGCGGCGGCGCAGCAGGCGGCGCGCUGCCGCUUGCACGCCGCGCCGCCCGCCGCCGCCGACCACAUCCCCUUCUCGCUGCUGGCCGACCACCACUGCUCGCCCGACCACUUCCCCAUCCACUCGCUGCAGGUCCUCAACGAGCACUGCGACGAGGUAUGGUACUGCAAGUGGUCCCCGGACGGCUCCAAGCUGGCGUCGGGCUCCAAGGACAACACCGUCAUGAUCUGGGACUUUGACCCGGUCGCCAAGAGGCUGUCCUUCAGAAAGUCCCUCGACGGCCACUCGUACGGCGUGUCGUACUUGUCGUGGAGCCCCGACGGCCGGCACCUCAUAGCCGCGGGCCCCGAAGACUGCCCCGACCUCUGGAUAUGGAAUAUGGAGACGGAGCAACUGCACCUGAAGAUGACGCACUCGCAGGAGGACUCGCUGACGGCGGUGGCGUGGCACGCGGCCUCCGACAAGUUCGUGUGCGGCGGCGCGCGCGGACAGUUCUACCACUGCGCGCUCGACGGGACACUCAUCAACAACUGGGACGGAGUUCGCGUCAACGCGCUAGCAUGCCGAGGAGACGGCAAGGUGCUGGCGGCCGACACUCACCAUCGCGUGCGCGCAUACGACUUCUCGGAUCUCACCGACCGUAACCUCAUCCAGGAGGAGCACGCCGUCAUGGCCAUGACGCUCAACGCGGCCGACACGCUGCUGCUGCUCAACGUGGCCAACCAGGGCGUGCACCUGUGGGACAUCCGGGCGCGCACGCUGGUGCGGCGCUUCCGCGGCCUGUCGCAGGGCCACUUCACCAUCCACGCGUGCUUCGGCGGCGCGCACCAGGACUUCGUGGCGUCCGGCAGCGAGGACAACAAGGUGUACAUCUGGCACAUCGGCGGCGAGGAGCCCGUGGCCGUGGUGUCGGGCCACACGCGCUGCGUCAACGCCGUGGCGUGGAACCCGGCGCACCCCGACGUGCUGGUGUCCGCGUCCGACGACUACUCGCUGCGCCUGUGGGGGCCGCGCACGCACCACUCCUAGUGGCGCCGCCCGCCCGGCCUGCGCGUGCGCAACGUCACGUGGCGCGACGUGCUGGCCACCGCGCGCCCGCCGCCCGCCGCGCCCCCCCCCUAGCGCCCCCCACGUGGGUCGUGGUCGUAUUUAUCCAAACGCUCUUCAAUUGUUCACAAACAUUUCCGCCACUGCUAUUGGUUUCGUCGACUGAAAUGAAAAGGGACACAGUAGAUUCUGUAAUUUAAAAAAACUAACUGCCCCACUACGAAAAUAAACUUUUCAGCGCCUCCAGGUAGCUCCAGAAAUACAAGUUCUGAUUAUAUAAAUAUGUCUAAAAAUCGCAUUGAAAUCAUCCCAUAGAAUAAGUGCACCUCGGGCAUGACUUCAAAACGGUUUUUAGUUUUUCUUUGAAUUUGUAUCUUUCAUGUCCGCCAUUGGUUUCUUCAUGACGACGUUAUAAUGUCAGAUGACAAAACAUUUACACACGGCACGACACUACCUUGGAGCGAGCGCUCAUAAAUACACAUGAACUGAAAUAGUUUCCGACUGCUAAUAGCAAUACUAAGCAAAUACAAAUAGUAACUAUGUCGACCAUUGCACAAUAGGAAAUGUAGCAUUUUCUCAAAGAAACAUAUUUUGUUAUUUUUUUUCCGGAGUUGCCUUGCAAGGAUUGUUUUAAUGUGGAAACAUACCUACCAUUCGACGCGCCUUGAAUGUGUUCCCCUCUUAAUGCUUAUCGAGAGCAGAACAGUCGGUAAUGCCUAUUAUAUUAUGAGCUAAUCGCAUAUAAUAAUCGCUACUCUAGCAAACGCAAAAAAUGUUUGGCGUAUCUUAUGACGUCACGCGUACUGUCAGUACUGGAAAACAUUGGCAUUAGGUUCGCACGAACGCACGUAAAAUCACUGUACUAAUUUUGGACAUCGGGUUCUUGGAAUCGCGCUAACAAACGCAUCGAUCGCCCGCGCGACGAUCGCGCAAUCUUAUUUUGUUAGGACAUUUUAGACACAUUUUAUAAACAUAUAACCAUUAUUAUUGCAAUAAUCAUAAAUGUAUUUGUGAUCGAAUCAGGAUUGGCCACGGAUGCAAAGCGUCGGUACUUUUUUUACUGCCAGUUUUGUGUAAUGAACAGAAUGUGUGUUAUUAUUAUGGCUGUCUUUUAGUGAAUAUGGCUGUCUUAGAAAUCUGCAAAUUUCCUUGAAAAUAAAAUCGACAGAAAUUCCAGUUUUAGAGCUAAACGUUAAAAGUUAUCUAUGGAUUUUUUUGACUUUUGUGACAAUGUCCCAAAGUGAAUUUCAAUUGAAUCCUAACCUUACCUAACAUGUACGAUAUUGAGUCAAAGUGUGGGGUAACAUUUAUUUUUCAUAUACCGAUACGCUAUAUCAGAUGCCUUUGACAAUAAACAUAAGCAAUGCGAAGUGCCAUUUAAACAGUGCAAUAAUACAGAGUAAAUACAUAAUAUAAUUAUUAGAACUACAUGGAAAAUUAUUUGUAUUAAAAUUUUUUUUUACAAGAAGUAUUAUAUUAAGAGAGCAAACAUUGUCAGGACAGCCUUGUCAGCUCAACAGAAUAGGUGAUAUGACAAAGACAGUCUAGUAACGCGACUAUUAUGACAGGAAAGGUGCUUUUCCAUUGGUGCGCACGGACGGACGGUGCGGACCAUCCGUGGUGGGCCAUCUACUUCGUCUUUCAAUACGUGGUCAAUAAUUUCAUCAGGCACAAAUUGUGAUCCGGCAUAUAUUCAAGUGGCCAGCCCUAGUGGAUAUAUACUGUAUUGCUGUACCGCAGCUUUACAACGCCGUGAAUCGUAUUAUGUGAUAUAGUUCGGUGAUUCAUAUGCGCAAUAAAAUAAGUGUAUCUACAUGGCCAAUGCACCUAGUGCCCGCACACACGGGCGUGCGCAUAAAUGGAGAAGCGCCCUAAUAAUGAUCGUAGAGAAAAAUUGCAUAGCACGAUCGUUUGUCUUUCCAGACAGGCAUAGAAACACUGCCAAUUGACUUUACUUAUACAGAUAUUGCUCCUUAGCUGUUUAGUUCGUAUUAGACAUCGUAUCCUAUAAUGUGUGAAUUCUUAUUAUUGGGGUGUCUAAAUUUGGGAAUAUUAGUCGCAGGGGAGGGGGAGGUUAUUGCGUUAAACGUAAGUAAGAUUAAGUUAUGUAAUUAUCAAAAUUAAAGAACUGAGAUUGAACAUUAAUAUUAGUGGGUUAGGUACUGUAGUGGUUUGUAUGGUAAAGCGACACGAGGCACAUGACUUUUGCGACGCUCGUUAUCGUAAUCACGCGAAUAAAGCGCAUAUUCGCACAUGAGUGCAUUAACUAGUGAAAGUAAAUUAGUAACCGAGCCGCGACUCGACUGAAGUGUCAACAAAUGUCGCGACUUUGAAGCCACUUGGAAGUAUACGAAUCGCGACUUUGAAGUGUAUAAAUGUCGCCGAGUACACAGUUCUAAUAUUUUUUUUCGCGUUGUAGUUUAUAGAUAUAUUUGGGGCAGUUCGAAUAAGCCUAACUUAUGGUAUAGCCGGACGUAUCUGCGCUAAGAGUUCCGAGGAAAGAAUUGUACGGUCUUGCUCGUAUCAAGGCCAUUCGUACGGGUCAGUUUUUUUAAACGUUCCGCGAGUAUAAGGUAUUUUGAAUGGGAAGUCAAGGGUUUCAAUCCCUGGCAUGAACAAUUUGGAAAUUUAUUAUUCCUGAAUUUUCCUUUUUACGUUCCGUUCCAAUGUCGUGUUAAAACCGAUUAUGAGUAUGACAGGUGAGACAGUCAGGUUCGUCGACUGCAUCAUCACCAGAUGUGAUUGCAGGCCAGGUUUAACUCGUAAUGGUAUAAACAAAAAUAAACACUCCAUUUAUGAAAUACCUACCACUAGGACUUGUCCGCGACUUCAACCGCGUGGAAUUAUUUUCCAGAUAUUCAAAUAAUCCGGGAUAAAUUCCCGAUGGUCCAUUGAGAUCGUUGGCACACGCAAAGCCCGGAUUUGCAAAGACAAUGGAAGCUUGUGUAUGUAUGCCUUUCGUUUUCAAAAAGGGCAUCAAUUUUUCCCUCAAUAUUUGAUGGCUUUAAGAACUAAAUUAUGUAGAUGUUAUUUUUCUAAAUCAUAGCUUAAAAGAAAAUUUCGAAUUGAAUGUGAAACGCAAUACUAUGUUAAUAAAAAUUGUUAGAGUAGAUUAGUGCUUAAUAUUAGUUAGUACGGCGGCAGUGGACUCCCCUGCGCCGAGCUGGCUCCCGAAGAGACUAGCAGAAUAGUGGUUUAAGACUUUGAUUAAUAGAACUAACAUAGGUUAGCAUAGCGAUCGGCGGUAGUCUGUGGCCGCAUCGGACUAUAUUUUUGUACCGAUUCGAUUCCCUAGCACCGACCUUGUGAUUUGUUGAAGACAUUGAUCACUCCGACAGAGAUUCCUUAUCAGACAGACAGAAAGUUGGGGCAGAGUGUCGUCAUUGACAAAACGUAAUGGGGACUGAUGUAUAUGAGAAAUUGAAGGUCAGUCGGCAGAAUUGCUGCUUUGGCAUUACAAGUCGUCAAAGUUGGUGCUAGGGAAGCUGUACGCUUAAGCUUGGUACAGACAGAACGCGUCACCGCAGCCGCACCGCACGACGUCACACUAAUCGCGUGAAUGCAGGGACUGAUUCGUACUGUACAAAUAGUAGCGACGCCGCGGUGACGCUUCCUGUCUGUUCAAGGCUCUUGAAAGCGAUUCUGUGACAUUUUACGUUGUUAAAAGGGACAAGACUAUACAAAGGGUUAAUAAAACGUAAGUUCUCCGUAACGUCAAUUUCUCCUCGCGUAAAUCUUUAAGUUAGCGAACGUAGCAUCCGAGUUAACUACUUCGUUGGUCCAGUGGUUAUAUUCACCUAUGGAUCACGAGGUGCUGGUUUUGAUUCUCGGCUCGGGCCAAGAAUUGUAAUGUUUUGGUUUUUUUUUGUGAAAACUCUGAAAAGGGUGCCUAGCAGUGGCCCGUUAAUAGACUGAUGACGAUGAUGUAUGAAAUGACACCGGUAUGAUGUGACGUUUUUUAUCUACUUGAAAAUAUACGCUAUGGGAGCUAAAGAUAAAUUAAAAAUACUAAGAGUUAGCAAUAAGAGAUACAAAGCUAUUAGAGCUGCAUCUUAUGAAAUCAUUUGAACUGUUACUGUUAAUUCUUUAGUUGGUGAACUCAUGGUUUAUGGCUCUCAAAUAAUAAAGAAAAGGAACAAUUUAUCACUUGGCAGUUGUUCACUCAUGACUUCGGAAGGAUGUCUAGCGUAACAAAACGUUUAUUAACACAUUCUGCGUUAUGUGAUAAGUUAUAUGAAAUUAAGAUUGUUCUAAGAGUGUGGUUGAAAUUGACAAUCGAAAAUUACAUAGUUUUAUAGAACAUUUCUGUUUGACGUCAUGUAUUUCGAACAUUUCUUUCCGUUCGAACAAAAAGUCUCUUUAUAGAGACCUCACAAUACUAGUUUCACUAACGGUUGUUAUUGUUAAUUUUAAACACUAUUUAUAGUUUAGAUAACGUUUUAAAUUGUUCUGAGUGGUAUUUAUCGCAUUGAAAAAUUUAUAUAAACAGUUGAACUCACGGAAAGUUUGUGUCCCUGAAAAAAGCAAUAAAUAAAUAAAACUUCCAUGAGUUUAGCCGAUUGCGUUUCAUUGUGAUAUUUCAGUUCGGAAAACGUUUUAAAUUAACAGGUAACAGACUAAAGAGAAAAAGACAGACGGGCAUACAGACAGAUAACCCGACCAUUGAACUGUUCUUGUUGGCUUUUGUGACCCUCCACUGCUGGACAUGGAUCAUAUCAGAAAGCAUAGUACAAGAUUUGACUGACUUCGGGUAGUUUUGAUUAUCGAAAUAUUGUAACGCCAAACCAAAAUUAACCUUAUGAAUCUCGUUUUAGAGUCGCAAAUUCUGUAAUUCGGUUUUCCUAUCAGUCAAGAGCGCUUGCUGGUAAAUUAUGGACGAAUUUGAGCUCUAAAACAAGGCACAUACAUUCCAUUUUACUUUGACGUCAGAGAGUAGCGAUAGUCAAAACAGACCUUUCUUUAGGGAGCGUUAAAAAUCUACCAAGGGUACUGGGAGCGAAUGCCGAACUCGACGGUCUUGUGCGUUCGUGUCCAGGUAAACAGGGCAUUGUGGCUGGAUAGCAUUGCUAAAUUACCACUAAAGAUAUGAUCACAGUAGUUUAAAAUAAGCUAAACAAGUCAGUCGAAUAAAAUAGACCUUUUAAAGUCAUAAACUCUGUUUUUGGCAUCGUCAAUCCGUAGUACUGUUCAAUUUAUUGGUAUCACUGCCUUUUUGUCUCAAGUCUGUGCCACGGGUGAAGUAAUUUAAUGGCCCAUUGGUAAGGUUUCACACACACGAGGCGUCGUAGUCUACCACCAGUGAGCGACUUGCUGCAACAUUUGAAUAUCGUUUUAAACCAAAUUACCUUACUUUUUAAUUCAUUGCACUUGGCGUUGUUUCUGUAGGCGUAGGUUCGGAUACUUCCCAUGGCCUCGUGUGAUGCAAAUUCAAGUGUUGUACAAAAACAAGUACCCAAUUAUAAUUCCAGGAAAUGUGGGCAGUAUAUCUAUUUUUAUUCCAUCUUAUUUAUUUAAACACACAAUUAUUGAUUAAAGUAUCAUAGAAAUCUUAAUAGCAAAUGUCGUGCGUCGAAUUGAUACCAGAAAAACAUUAGUAACAGUUAGUGACUUGUAAUUUUUAAACUUCAUUGCCUCUUACGCUCUAAAACAACAAAUGUAUCACUCCUAGCGCAUAGUAUUUCCACUCCGAAUGUUUAAUGGUACGGCCGCUGGGAGCCAUAAUUGAGCGGCAAGUGUUCUAAGGUCUUGUUAUUAUGAUUUCCGUUGUUCCAACUUAUCAUUACUCAACUUAUUAGCCUGGGAUGAAAUGAGAAACGGCGCGUCGUGGCAAGUCGCUCAUGUAUUCACGUUUGUAACCGACCUCACCAGGUCAAUCAUGUACAUAUCUUGCUUCCCCGCUUCGCUCGGGCCGGCGGCCUUUUAACAUGACGUCGCCCUUGCUAUUGCCGUUUAUCGGAAAUGUGUGACGUUUUGUGUAAUAUGUUUUUUUUUAAAUAAUUGAAACGUGUUGUCCAGAACUAAUGUAUUGGUGAUACCCGAGUGGGACAAUAUGCUUGCUCUUCAUGAACUCCGGGAACUCUUGUUGUAUUGGACUAUUCCGACCCCUUAAUCUCUGUGACAAUGAAAUCUUUGCUUCCGCAUGAAAUGAGUCAGAGCGAUAAAAAGGCCCAUUUAUAUUCGCACAAAUUCUAAUAAUUUUAUUUUCAAGAUGAGAUUUUUUAACAAUAAAAAUUUAUUAAAACAUGUCCAUUGGUCCAUUUACCGAAUUUAUGAUCUGUGAUUUUAGAAUAUUUUAUCAUUAAAAAAAGUUAACUGUCUGUGUCUUUUGCCCCACAACAGAAAUAAGUAUGCCGUAGUGGUUACGUCGUAAUCGAACCUUAUGGUAUCUUUCACAUUUUAAAGACUAGUACUAAGGCGCCACAAUGGUGGUUUCUCUGUACGCGAUCAAUUUAUAAACCCUAGCACAAGACUAUGCUUAGUUAGAGAGGGAAAGGGGGUAGUUUUUGGUUACAUUACUUACUAAUAGUAUGAAAUAAACAUAAUAUGUAGUUUUUAUAACGUGAAGGAGCUCUAAAACUGGUGAUAAUAAUAGUAAUGUGUAAAGUCUUAACGUCCCGGAGUUCACCUCGUACCAAAUAUAAGGCAAUAGUCGUGCGAGUGUUGUGUGUGUGUAGAAGUACAAAGAGCGAUCGAUAUUCAUGGGCGUUCUAUUUAUUUGGGGCAGUUGGGACCCAUCGCUGACCCAAGGAGAUACAGAUCAACAACCGGGGAAGACCUUUGCGAACGUGCGUAUUAAAAUUUAUUGAAAAAUUGAAGAGGUCGAUGAAUCUACUACAAACUUUCAAUUAUCUUUGAAACAAAGGUUACCGGUGUUUUCCUGCGCCAUCUUGCGGUCUGCGCUUUGCCCUCAUUUAUCGCAAACAAACAGGACGCCCGAUAUACAUAGACUAUAAAUAAAUAAUAAUAUAAAGAUAGAUAGGUAGAUAUAGAGGUGGCGAGCAAGCUCGAUUGUUAUACAUAGAUAAUGAUUAUAUAUCAAUAAAUUUUUUAUCAUACA
This is a messenger RNA of Pararge aegeria (speckled wood butterfly), 9266 nucleotides long. Its product is annotated as WD repeat-containing protein 26. The coding region runs from base 560 to 2191 and encodes 543 amino acids. Gene Ontology annotation, cellular component: GID complex. Lineage: Eukaryota; Metazoa; Arthropoda; Insecta; Lepidoptera; Nymphalidae. The transcript is spliced from 11 exons. Gene Ontology annotation, biological process: proteasome-mediated ubiquitin-dependent protein catabolic process. The record is from RefSeq and is a predicted model, not a curated record. Gene Ontology annotation, molecular function: protein binding.